This is a messenger RNA of Apodemus sylvaticus (European woodmouse), 10813 nucleotides long. RefSeq names its product zinc finger protein 136-like. The transcript is spliced from 4 exons. Gene Ontology annotation, molecular function: DNA-binding transcription factor activity; RNA polymerase II cis-regulatory region sequence-specific DNA binding. The record is from RefSeq and is a predicted model, not a curated record. NCBI's taxonomy places the organism in Eukaryota, Metazoa, Chordata, Mammalia, Rodentia, Muridae. Bases 135 to 1982 code for a protein of 615 amino acids. Gene Ontology annotation, biological process: regulation of transcription by RNA polymerase II.
UUCCUGUCCAGCCAUUUUAGGCGUUUGUGUCUUCUGUGGAGAGAGGCCCGCAGGUUGUUUUCCCCCCGGUGUCUGCGUUCCAUCCACUCACUGCAAGAGCUGCCGGAGAUCAGCGGGACACCCGGUGAUCGGAAAUGGAGUCAGUGGCCUUUGAGGAUGUGGCUGUGAACUUCUCCCUGGAGGAAUGGGCUAUGUUGAAUCCAUCCCAGAAGAACCUCUACAAAGAUGUGAUGCAGGAAACCCUGAGGAACCUGGCUUCUAUAGGGAGCAGUUUGGAGCACCAUAUCAUUGAAAAUAUAUACCGAACUUCCUGGAGAAAACUAAGUGGUCAAGUGGUGGAGGGACUCUAUGACUGUAAAAAUGAUCAUCAGUGUGCAGAAAUCUUCGACUUCACUACACACAGUAUUGUAAACCAGAACUCCUUACCAGGAGUACAUAUAUGUGAAAACAGUGGAUGUGCAACAGUAGUCAUUGGCCAUUUAUCUCUAAGUGUACUCCUUAAACCUGACAUAAAGCAAGAAUCGUGUGACGAUCAGGAAUAUGGGAAGGAAUUAUACAAUAUGGAAUUUGGGGCCACCUCCAGUUCUCUCACAUCAUUUGAGAACUAUGAAAAUACUUACACUCUAGAGAGACUGUAUAAAACUGAGCGCUGUGAUGAAGACUAUAGAUAUGGUCAAAGUGUUGAAAAGACUUUCACUGAAGACAAGCCCUUUGAGUGUAAGCAGUGUGGGAAAUGUUUCAGUUCCUCCAGGUACUUUCGAAGGCACGAACGACGUCACCGUGCAAAGAAAUGCUAUAUCUGUAAGCAGUGUGGGAAAGCUUUUGCUUUUCCUACUUAUCUACAAACACAUGAAAGAAUUCACACAGGGGAGAAGCCAUACGUGUGCUUGCAGUGUGGGAAAACCUUUGCUCAUUCUCGUUCUCUUAAAACACAUAAAAGAACUCACUCUGUUAGGGACCUCUUUGUAUGCAAUUACUGUGGGAAAACCUUACGUCAUUACAGUUCUCUUCAAAUCCAUACAAGAAUUCACACGGGAGAGAAACCUUACGUGUGUAAACCAUGCGGUAAAGCCUUCAUUACUUACCGUUCCUUUCGAAUACAUGAAAGAAUUCACACUGGAGAAACACCUUAUGAAUGUAAGCAGUGUGGAAACACCUUCAUGCGUUGGAUUCAGUUACGAAAGCAUGAAAUAAUUCACAGUGGUGUGAAACCCUAUGCUUGUAAGCUGUGUGGAAAAAGCUUCACUUGUUCUGGGUCCCUGAGAACACAUGAAAGAAUUCACACUGGGGAGAGGCCCUAUGUGUGUGACCAGUGUGGAUAUAGCUUUACUCGGUUGAAUUCGCUUUUAAGACAUAAAAUAACCCACACUGGUGAGAAGCCCUACGUGUGUAAUCAUUGUGGGAAGACUUUUCCUCGUUCUGCUUCCCUUCAAAGACAUGUUAAAAUUCACACGGAGGAGAAACCGUACGUGUGCAAGCAGUGUGGGGUUGCCUUCGCUAGUUCUACUGACCUUUUAGAACAUGAGCAGACUCACAUUGAUGAGAAGCCUUACAUCUGUGAGCAAUGCGGGAAUGCCUUCGUGCUGUGGAGUCAAUUUCAGAAGCAUAAAGCACUUCACGCUGUCCCAGUUUCCUACGUGUGUAAGCAGUGUGGGAAGAGCUUCACUUCUUCGAGGUCGCUGAAGACGCACGAGAGAAUUCACACUGGUGAGAAGCCCUAUGAGUGUAAGCAGUGUGGGAAGACCUUCCUGUGGUCUUACUCCCUCCAGAGACAUGAGAAAACUCAUACUGACGGGAAGCUCCACGUGUGUAAGCAGUGUGGGGAAACGUUCCCUUACGACAGUCAUCUUCAGGUGCAUGAGAAACUGCACUUUGACGAUGAACCUUUUAAUUGUAAGUACUGUGGGAAACCCUUCUUCACUUUGAACCAUUUGCAUAGACAUGAACUACUUCACACUACCCUGGAUGCCAGCAUUUUUUAGUAAUCUGAGAAGUUUUUUUUUUGUUUGUUUGUUUGUUUUUUUUUCUUUGUGGCUUUCAUAGAAAUAAGAAAAAUCAUACUGGAAAAGGACUAGAUUUGUGCUAGCAAUGUGGAAAAAUUUUGUUUCAUUGAAACAAACAUGAGAUGUCACAAUAAGGAGAAACUUUUUUUUAAGUCAAUGUACAAAUGGUUUUGAGCUUAAAGCUCCUUGAAGUACAUCAAAGAGAAAUGGGCCUUUGACUGCAAGCAGUAUGGAAAAGCCUUCUGCAGUCCGGGAUCUUUGGAGACAGGAGAAAACUCCACGCUGUAGAGAAACUUUUAUGUGUAUGUAUGUGGUGUUGUGAAAAAUAUGCUUUCUGCUUCCUCAUUCCCUUUGAAUACAUGGAAGGAGUCACUGGAGAGAAACCCUUCAUAUAUAGGCAAUCUUGGACAGUCUUGGGUUAUCACAUCCUUUUACAGACAUGAAAGAACCUACUGUAGAGAAACCUUAAAGAGGAUUUGUGAACUCUUCAUUAUCAACUUCAUAGAACUCACAAGAAUGUACAUGGGGAGAAUUCCUAUCAGUGGAAACCUAUAUGAACACCAUUUGGUUCAAUGGACAGACAAGGAAAAAACUUGAUAUGGAGUGCUAAUCUUCUCAAAAGAGAUGUUCAAGGUUUCAUUUGACACAGGUGGAAACACAUACCGGACGAAAACCUUUGCUGUUGAAAAGCAUUGGAAAAUCUAGAGCAGUAGUGAAUAAAGGAAAAGUCCUUUGAAUUUUUUUUCAUGUUUAAUCUGAUAAAUGUCAGUAUUAUGAAGGACUGGACAUAUUUUUUUUUUUUAGCAUGCUCCAGGAAAUGCACACUCUGAAGAGAAUGUUAUCAGUACAGUAUUUUGUAUUUAUUGAAAAUGUUCAGGGGCUGAUAGGGCUGAGUUGGCCUUUAAGAGCAUCUGCUGCGCCUUCCAAAGGACACUGAGUUAGCCUUUAAGAGCAAUUGCUUUUCAGCACCAUGUCACAGGGCUCACAACUGCAUUUGACUCCAGUUACAGGAGAUCCAGUUCUUCCCUCACACACUUGUACACAUAAAAAUAAAACUUAAAUAUUUUUCUAGUUUUUUUUUCCCAUAAAAGCUUUUGUUGUGUAUCCCAGGUUGGCCCGGAACUUAAUCUUCCAGCUUUCAGCUUUUGAAUGUUUAAGAUGAAAUGUCUCUGCUUCCACAUAUACCAUCAUGUUUAAGAGUCCAUCUCUUGACUUGUUUUUAAAUUUUACUCUACAAAAGCAAGCAGUAAGCAGAGCAUUGAGUAAUGUGGAACGGCAGCUUAAACGCAUGCACUGCAGACCAGUAAGACCUACCUACGAGAAAUGCUGACAGGAAUAGAAAGUACGUUUGAUUACACUUGUGAGACUUCCUAAAGCAAUCAUGGAUUAGUUUAAUGGGUGAGAUCUUUUUGUAUCAAAUAAGUAGAUGCUUCUCAUUGUAAACUGUGUUGGAUUUCAUUGGUGAAUUGAUAUUUGAAGUAUGCCAUCCCCCUUAAAUAUCUUCAAAAGCAUUUUAAGUACUUACGUGUGAGCAUGUGAGUGUAUGUAGACAUAUGCCCAGGGAGGGGCAUUACAGACAUUGGGACAUGUUUGAUGUGUGUCAUGGGAUCAGAAUCCUAGUCUUCAUGAUAGAAUAGUAAGUACUUUUAGCUGCUGAGCCCCUCAAGCCCUUGCAUAAGUGUCUUUGUUUUUCAAUCAUGAUUAAUGGGUAGUUUAAAAAAAUGACUUUGUGAAUAUUGGAAUAGUCCUAUUGGUUUUAUUAUUGUCCUAUUGGCUGAUUAUAAGCAUUUUGUGUAUAUGCUCAUUUUUCAUGGAAAAAGUGUGUGUGUGUCUGUCUGUCUGUCUGUCUACGAAUGUGUUUUGGGGCACUGUUUAUGUGUUGCUGGUAUGGUUGGUAGUAGUCACAAAGUGAACGAAGUAAUAUAUUGGAUGUCUUGUUCUAUAACUAUAGGCGGCAGCCAGCAGAAGCAUUUCUUGUCUCUACUCCCCAUAGUGCUGAGUAUAGCCACUGUAGAGGUUGGGUCUGGUUCUUCCUCCCAGCCUCAUGUUCCCAGAAAUAAGACUCAGACUCAAAAUAUAUUUACAAAUACCUUAGCCAUAUUGCUCAGCUCUUCUGACUAGAUCAUAACGAAAGAUGACCCAGUUAGUCUAACCUACACUCUGCCACGUGGCUCGUUACCUGCACUGAGGUACCAUGCACCCGUCUAGUCACAUCUUCUCUAUCCCAGAAUCUCUUCUGCCUCCUGGGUGUCCCACCUUCCAUUUCCUGCCUAAGUCAUUGACCAUGGGCUUUUUAAUUACCGGUACAAUACAGAAGAUAUUCUCUCUGGAGAUAGUCAGUCCCAGCUUUUAUUGAUUGGGAAUGAAACUCCUCAUGAUUGCACAGCAAGUGGGCCCCCCACUCAGCCACCUCCUCAGGCCUAAACCAGUUUUAAAUAGUUUCUUUUGUUUAUGUUGCUCUCGGAUGUGUUCUCACAAUCCUAAGUAUGUGUUCUUUUAACUUUGAUGUAUUUUCAAAAUAUUUUUUAGAAUAGCAAAUGUUGAUUUUGUUUUUCCCAUUGAGAAGGUAGGUAUAAAUAAGUAUAUUGUAGUCAUAGGCCAGACCAUCUUUCCGAGUUGGCUUAUUUCUUACUUUGAGAAUUUCAUACGCAUAUACAAUAAAAGAGAAUCAUGUAUACCCAUUGUUUUCUCCUUCCAACAUUCCCUAUUUCUCCCCAACACCCUCUCUUAACUUUGUCUUUAAAAAUAAUCUACUAGUCUAGUUAGUGUUGCUCAUACAUGCAUGAGUAUGGGGCCAUCUACUGGAGGAUGGGUGACCUACCAGUAGUUACAUCUUCACAAGUGAUUCUCUGUGCCCCAGCAGCUAUUCACAGACAGUAGCUUCUCAGUACGUGAUAGGCUGGGGUUUGGGCAUACUUAAUAUUACAAUGUAGGUCUUGUGCAUGCAGUCACAUUUGCUAGGAGUUCAUGAUUAUAGUAACCAUCUCCAAAAAAAAAAAAAAACCAAAAAACAAAACAAACCAGCAUUGCACAGAAUUCCCUCUCCCUGGCUCUUAUAUUCUUGUUGCUUUUUCUUUGAUUUUCCCUGAGCCUUGCUGAUGAUGGAGAUUAAUAUAACUGUCUCAUUUAGAGGUGAAUAUUCAGUCUCUUCAUAGCCAGUUGUGCAUCACUCCAUUGACAGCUGUCCACUGUAAAAAGAAGCUUCUCUGACCAACGUUGAGAGCAGUCAAGGUCCUUUGGUACCCAGAACUGGAUGGAUGGCAGGAACUUAGUUUUUAGGGUUUUUUUCCCCCUUUUUCUUUCUUUUUUUUUUUCCAGAUGGGGUCAUGUUAUCUGGCCGUGGCUGGCCUAGAACUUUAUGUAGGCCAGAUUGUUGUCAGCUUGUGCUUAAUAUUUAUUUUAAGUCACGAACUAUUAUCGUGUUUGUGUUCAUGUAAUUUUAGUGUGUAAAUUUUCAUUUUCAUUGUAAUUAGUUAUUUCACUAAGAGAUAUAUUGUUAUCACUGCCUUACUGGAACCAUGUGUUAAAUAAAUGUACUAACUCUGUACAUGUGAGUGGCUCAUUUAAGAAAGGAUUGUCCACAUUGCUUCUGACAGAACUGGCGUUUUAAUUUAGGAGGUCUUACAGGGAAUGGUUUUGUAGUUUGGUGUCCCCUGUGUUGGAUGCACUGAGGGUUGACUGUAGUUCUGCUCUCGUAAGCACAACAGUUGUUACCCAGAAGGCAGAGUGCUGGAUUAAAGGGAGAUGGAAUUCAUGAAAUGUGCUAGUUAGUCCACCAGGGAGUAGGAGGUACUUUCCUAUUUCAUGAACCAAAAUGUUUCACAGUUUUUCAACUUACGAUGUCCUUUUAUUUAUUUUUUUUAUUUUUUGGCUUUUUCAAGACAGGGUUUCUCUGUCCUGGAACUCACUCUGUAGACCAGGCUGGCCUUGAACUCAGAAAUCUUCCUGCCUCUGCCUCCCAAGUGCUGGGAUUAAAGGCGUGGGCCACCACUGCUGCCCGGCCUUUUUUUUUUUUAAUAUAUAUAUAUAUAGUGUCCUUUUAGAAUGCCUUUCUGUAGUAGUCAUUAAGGAAUUGCUCACUGGUGGAGGCUGGGGACAUUAUCCUUCAGUGGCAGAUGUGCCUUGUUGUGUGACGUGUACAACAAUGUUCUGGAUAAUUUUUGCAUUUCUUAGUUUCUGUGUAAACACUAAUAUUUACUAUAAUAUUGAUAGAUGCAGUUGUCCACAUAUAUAGGUGUGCCUAGAGUUUCCAUAACAUUACAACAUUACAUUCUAAGUAAAGUGCGUCCAAGAAAAGCACUUUACACUCAACCUAGUGAUCAUCACACCUUAGCCUUGUCUACAGCAACAACUCAGCCUAGUGAUCAUCACACCUUAGCCUUGUCUACAGUAACAAUUUUGGCCACACUUCUGUUUUCCUUAAGUUGGAGAAAGGGGCUUUUGCUUUGUAUAUAUUUUUUUAAUUUAAAUGUUUUUUAAAUUGUUAGUUCAUAUGUUGGCAAAGUUACAGGUUUUCAAAUGACAUUGUGACCCAGGUUUCCAAGCACUAACCGUUUCUUGUUCCGUUUCUUCUCCCCAGUGGUUCUGUUCUCUCAAAUAGAACUCACUUAGGAGUUCAUCUCUCUAGUUUGUUAAAAUUUAGAUUCUGUUCUGUAUAGAAGGAACACCAUUUGGAGCUGAGUUGUCACUUACAUAUUGAUAUCCAGUUCCAUCCAUUUUCCUGCCAAUAAUAGUUUUUGGUGACCUAGAAUAGUCUACAUUUUAUAUAUACCACAUUAAAAAUUAAAAAUUUUUAGUUUAUCUAUUGAUGGGCACUUAGGCUGAUUCUAUAGUUCAAUGUAGUGAGUUGUUUAGGAACGUGAGUACAAGUGUUUCUAAUAUAAUCUGACUUAGAUUCCUUUUGUUGUAUACUAAACAAUAGUACAGCAGGAUCCUAAGAUAGUGUAUUUUGAUUUUUGAUGAAACUUCUAUUUUCCCCGAGUGACCAUGCUAAUGUACAUUUCCAGGAGCAGCCGUACAUUCUCACCAGUUUGUGUUGUAGUUUGGUUUCUUGAUAGCUAUUCACACUGGGGUAAAGUUAAUUGUAUUGAGGAUAUUCAUGUAUUUAUUGGCUAUUUGUAUGUUGUUUGAGAAUGGAUUGUUUCCACUUACGUUGCUUCAGUUACUUGUUCAUUUGUAAUAUAAUUUUUGUUGCCUUUUACUGGUUUUCUCAUUGAGUGUUUCAUGUACCUAAAGUUGCUUUUAAGCUUGCUGUGUGUGUGUGUGUGUGUUGUGUGUACUUUUUGUCUUUAUGUUAAAUCCCUUGUCAGAAGAAUGUGAGUCCAAAGAUUUUUUUCCCCACCCUGUGGCUUUCUCCGACAAUUGUUUCCUUUUUCUUUAUUAAAUCUCUUUAACUUCUUGGAAUGAUUAACUCCCACUUAUACUUUGGAGGGUUUUGUUUAUUUUUGUUUUUAACAUGGGUUCUUGUUUUGUAGGCCUGACUAACCUGGAAUUUGCUGUAUACAUGGGGCUAACCUCUAAUUUACAGCUCUUUCUUCCUCUGUUUUCUGGGUGUUAACAUUAUGGUCCUGACCUGCUAGUCAAUGAAACUGUUCAGCUGAGAAUGCCAUUGUCUACGCCUGUAGCUUCAUGUAUUCUGUAGAUUUUCCUCUGAGUUUCAAAUUUUGUAGGCCUUACGCUAAGGUCUUUGGUUCAUUUUGUAUCGCUUUUAUACAGAGUGAUAGAGGGACUUAGGGAUAUUCUUAUAUAUACGAUGUUGAUUUCCUGUUGAGGCCAUUUAUUAUCCUAUGCAUGAUUUGGAUACCUUUGCUGAAAUCAGAAAGUGUGGCUCCAUGGUUAUUCUGGGACUGUACCCUUCCAUUGCUGUGUGUCUGUGUUUAAGUUCACUGGUUUUAGAGCAUCAUUUAAGUUGGUGUGGUGAUAACUCUAGCAUUGUUCUCUGUGCUCAGUGUUGCUUUGGCUAUUUGGAGUAUUUUGGUUUUCUUACAGUUACAGGAUUGUGUUUUUUAUUUCUGGAAAUAAUGACAUUGGAAUUUUGAGGGGGCGUGUGUUAAGUCUGAACCCUUUACACUUUUUCAUAUUAUGGUGCAAAUCUGAAUAAAUGAUUUGUAAGCAUGGGAAUGAUGUCUAUGUUCUAGAGCCUUCGGUUCUUACGUGUUUUUAAGUUGUCGUUGUGUAUUCAUCGUGACUAAGUUUAUUCAUGGGUGAAUUAGACUUUUUGUCUUGUUACUUGUUUCUUAGGCUUUUGGAAGACAAGUUUUUAAAAAUUAUUUUGCCACCAUUUUCAUUGUCAUAUAAAUGGCUACUAGUUUUUCUAUACUGAACUACUUGGGUGAAGUUAUGAUUGGAUGUAAGAGUCUUGUGCGGCACUUUGGGUCUUUUAAAAAUAUGAACUUAGGAGCAGUCGAGCACUGGCUCCCCUCCUAGAGGACUGAAGCUUGAUUCCCGGCACCGGUGUGGCACCUCAACUGUAACUCCAGUUCCAGGGAAUCCAACACCCUCUUCUAAUUUCUGGGUACCAGAUAUGCACAUGGUGCAGAGAGAGACAUGCAGGCAAAACACCCUUACCAGAUAAUAAUAAUUUUAAUAAGAUGGUCCUAUUGUCCAUAAAUAGAGAUUUGGCUUCAUUUUACUUCCACUUUCUUUCCUCAGCGCUCAGGGUUGAACCCAGGAGCUUGUGUGUGGUAGGCAAGCGGUGUACCACUGAACUGCAACCACACAAUUGUAUCUCUUUCCUUUUUCUUUUUAAACUUUCCAGUUAAGAAUGUAAGAGAUGUAUACAGUAGCGUAGAGAAGGUGAACACCUUGUGUAACUCCUGGUAGUUGAAGAGAUACUUUUAGUUUUCCUGUUUGGUAUAGUCUUGGCUCUAGUUUCGUUGUGUGUAACAUCUCUUACAGUGAGGUGUCUUCUUUCUAAUCUCAGAAUAUUUCCAUCAGGGAACAUAGAGCUUUGAAGUCCACUUCUCCAUGUAUUGAGAUGAUCAGUGGUCUCAAUCCUUGAAUAUCUAUAUUCUUGACACUUAGUGAUUGAUAUCUGUGGAAACAUACUUACAUGCAAAGAAUGAAAUUCACCUGAUUAUAGUUUGUGGUGUUUUUAAUAUGUUGCUUGGUUUUAGAGUGUAAUCUUGAAAUUUUUUUUCUAUUUUUAUCAAGGAAAUUGUGUUAUGGUUUUCUUUGCUGUUGAGCCCUUCAUAGUUUUGGCAUCAUGGUAAUAGAACUACCUUUUAAGAAUAAAUUAGUUAGUGUUUCUUCCCUUUGUAUUUAGUGAAAUAGUUUGGGAAGCUUGGAAGAAUUGAACAGUGACUUCAUCAAGCCCUGUGCUUUCCUUGUAGAGACAGUUCAUUUCUAGCUUAAGGGUGUUGCCCUUUUACGCUGUUCACAUUCCCUCGACUUAUUUUCUCCUCUGUUGGUUUUGUUAUUGAGAAUUUUAUACAUGCACAUAAUGCAUUUUGAUCAAGCCCAUACACUCCCAUUUCUUUCCCUCUAAUUCUUCCAUCCUUCUCACCACUUUUGUUCUCAAUUUCAUUUGUUCUCUUCCAUUUUUAACCUAAAGUCUCCUUAGUGCUUCCAGUAUGUACAUGGGUGCAGUGCCAUCUUUUGUGGAAUGAGUAGCCUCUCCCUUACCCAGCAGUCAUCAACCGCCAAUCGCUACUCAGAGCGGGCCUUUCUGCACACCACCCACCGCGGUGCUGGGAGUUUAAUCUGGCUUGAGCGUGUGUAUGCAGUCACAGCUGUUGUCAGUUAGGAGGUGCAGCUGUCCUGUUGUAUCUAGAACACACUGUUCUACUGUAACACUCUGGCUCUCACAGGCUUUUAGCUUCCUCAUCUGUAAUGAUCCCUGGUCCUUUGAGAGAAGAAAUGUGAUAUAGGUCAAUGUUCCAUUUAGAGCUGAGCCCUCAAAUCUUUUAUUCUUUAUAUGUUCACCAGUUGUGAGUCUAUUAAUUACCAUCUACUGCAAAAACAAUAACAAAACCCAUCUUCUAUGAUGAAGAUACAUUUUUCUAUGGGUAUAAAGAUACCCUUUAACAGAAUAAUAGGUUAGUAGAAAGUUUCCUCAUUAAUACUGCCAGACUUGGGUUUUAUCUUGUGGAUUGUAUGAAAUGAGCCUGAAAUCCAGUCAAAGUGGUUGGUUAUUCCAUUAUUCAUGCCAUACUCAAGGCUGUGUCUUGCCAGACUGAUCUGUAAUAGUAACUCAGAGGCUUCUCGGCUGGGCAAACACAGCAUCAUCUAGCAGUAUGAAAGCUAGCCAGUACAGUGAACCUCUAGGUCAAUGUAAGCUAGGAUUUAAUGCUCUAUGACUCAAUGUGUGGUGUCUUCAGUAAUAAGGUCUUACUGUCAAGUUCUGUGUGGGUAACCAAGGACAAUCACAAUAGCCUAUAAUAUUUGGAGGGGGAGGCCUAUGAAACCUCCAACUUUUGGCCUAAUUUUGAUAUUUCAUGUAUGUCUUGAAAUUCUUGAAUUUCCAGUUCAUUGUAAUAUAAGUUUUCAAAGUAUCCUCAAAUCAUUCUCUGGAUUUCAUUUUCUGUGUAUUGUAAUCUCUUCCUUUUCAGUGCUAACUUUAUUCAUAUGAAUAAAUGUAUAAAAGAAAGCAUAAGAUAAUAAACAAUGAAGUACUUAGUUAAAAUUUGUAACUAUUAUGACUGCCUGGAAGUUGUGUAAGGAGCAGCUACAGGGUUGAAGUGUUUUGAGCGGUCACCCCUUCUCAGUGUACUUUUUGGUGAUGCAACUGACUUUGAGUCGCCUUUAUUCCUGUAAGUAAUCCCUUAUUGAUACUCCUAUAAGUAAAUCUCAAUAAAAGCAUUGUUCUCCAA